This is a messenger RNA of Bombina bombina (fire-bellied toad), 6435 nucleotides long. It is a transcript of the gene ITSN1, whose product is annotated as intersectin 1. Lineage: Eukaryota; Metazoa; Chordata; Amphibia; Anura; Bombinatoridae. The transcript is spliced from 23 exons. Gene Ontology annotation, biological process: positive regulation of Rho protein signal transduction; intracellular signal transduction. Gene Ontology annotation, molecular function: protein binding; calcium ion binding; guanyl-nucleotide exchange factor activity. The record is from RefSeq and is a predicted model, not a curated record. The coding region runs from base 1 to 2820 and encodes 939 amino acids.
AUGCACCAAAUAAGAAUACAGUGGACUUCAAGGACACAGGCUCUAGCAGACAUGAACAACGAUGGAAGGAUGGACCAGAUGGAAUUUUCAAUCGCUAUGAAACUUAUCAAACUAAAACUACAAGGUUACCCCCUACCCUCUACUCUACCUUCACUUAUGUUACAGCCGCCGGUUGCCAUCACUAGUGCUUCAGGUUUCGGUAUGAGUGGAAUAGCUGUAGCCCCUGUGCCAAUGCCGCCCAUUCCAGUAGUGGGAAUGUCUCCUCCUCUAGUGUCCUCUGUCCCUGCAACAGCAGUGCCACCCAUGGCAAAUGGAGCUGCUGCCAUAAUACAGUCUCUUCCUGCUUUUGCUCACUCCGAAGAGAUUUCCUUUUUUAACUCAGCAGUUGAAGCAGAAAGUUUAGCAGAGUAUGAGAGGAAUAUACUCCCUAAAAAUUCAUAUUGUGUUUAUUUUUUAUUAGGACCACAAGCAAGAACUAUUCUUAUGCAAUCAAGUUUACCACAAGCUCAGCUGGCAACAAUAUGGAAUCUUUCUGACAUUGACCAAGAUGGGAAACUAACAGCUGAGGAAUUUAUUUUGGCUAUGCACUUAAUAGAUGUGGCUAUGUCUGGUCAACCUCUUCCUCCUGUUUUGCCCCCUGAUUACGUUCCUCCAACAUUUAGAAGAGUUCGCUCAGGAAGUGGUAUAUCUGUGAUGAGCUCAGUAUCUGUGGACCAGCGAUUACCUGAAGAACCUGCAGAAGAGGAGCCACCACCUGUAGACAGAAAGCUUCCAGGUAACAUAGAUUCAACUUCAUCAGAGAGCCCAGCCAGUCUAAAGAGAGUGUCUUCACCAGCUUUUAAACCAUCCAUACAAGGAGAAGAAUACAUAGCUAUGUACACUUACGAGAGCAACGAACAAGGGGACUUGACGUUUCAGCAAGGGGAUAUGAUUAUGGUGAUCAAAAAAGAUGGUGAUUGGUGGACAGGAAUGGUGGGAGAUAAAACUGGAGUUUUCCCUUCCAACUAUGUGCGCCUUAAGGAUUCCGAGGGGUCUGGAGCAGCAGGAAAAUCAGGAAGUCUUGGAAAGAAACCAGAAAUUGCUCAGGUUAUUGCAUCUUACACAGCAACUGGUCCUGAACAGCUAACAUUGGCUCCUGGCCAACUUAUCCUCAUCAGAAAGAAGAAUCCUGGAGGAUGGUGGGAGGGAGAACUACAAGCACGUGGUAAGAAGAGACAGAUUGGAUGGUUUCCUGCAAAUUAUGUUAAACUUUUAAGCCCUGGUACAAAUAAAAGCACACCAACUGAGCCACCGAAACCUGCAGCAUUGCCACCUAGGUGUGCAGAUUUACAUCUUUUGGACAUGCUGAGCCCAACAGAACGUAAAAGACAGGGCUAUAUCCAUGAAUUAAUAGUGACAGAGGAGAAUUAUGUGAAUGAUUUACAGCUGGUCACAGAGACAUUCCAAAAGCCACUACUUGAGUCUGAUUUGCUGACUGAGAAAGAAGUCGCCAUGAUUUUUGUCAACUGGAAAGAGCUCAUCAUGUGCAACAUCAAAUUACUCAAGGCCCUGAGAGUUCGGAAAAAAAUGUCAGGAGAAAAAAUGCCUGUGAAGAUGAUUGGCGAUAUCUUGACAGCUCAGUUGCCGCACAUGCAACCGUAUAUUCGCUUCUGUAGCUGCCAGCUCAAUGGUGCUGCUCUUAUUCAGCAAAAAACAGAUGAGGUGCCUGAAUUCAAGGACUUUGUUAAACGGUUGGCCAUGGAUCCUCGAUGUAAAGGAAUGCCUCUUUCCAGCUUUCUUCUCAAACCUAUGCAACGAGUAACCAGAUAUCCUCUCAUCAUUAAGAAUAUUAUAGAAAACACUCCGGAAAACCACCCAGAUCACAGUCACUUAAAGCAAGCCCUGGAAAAGGCAGAAGAGCUUUGUUCACAAGUCAACGAAGGAGUUCGCGAGAAGGAAAACUCUGAUCGUCUGGAGUGGAUCCAAGCUCAUGUUCAGUGUGAGGGUUUAUCUGAGCAAUUAGUAUUUAACUCUGUGACAAACUGCUUGGGGCCACGGAAAUUUCUGCAUAGCGGAAAACUCUACAAAGCAAAGAGUAACAAGGAGUUAUAUGGUUUCUUAUUUAAUGAUUUCCUGCUGCUGACACAAAUCAUUAAACCACUUGGAUCCUCUGGAACCGACAAAGUUUUCAGCCCUAAAUCUAACCUCCAGUACAAGAUGUACAAAACGCCUAUUUUUCUGAAUGAAGUUCUUGUGAAGCUGCCUACAGACCCUUCUGGAGAUGAGCCUAUCUUCCACAUUUCUCACAUUGACAGAGUUUACACGUUACGUGCUGAAAGCAUAAAUGAGAGGACUGCCUGGGUACAGAAAAUCAAGGCUGCCUCGGAGCUGUACAUUGAAACAGAGAAAAGGAAGCGAGAAAAGGCUUAUUUGGUGCGCUCUCAAAGGGCAACCGGCAUUGGAAGACUUAUGGUUAAUAUAGUAGAAGGAAUUGAGUUGAAGCCUUGCAGAUCACAUGGAAAGAGUAAUCCUUACUGUGAAAUAACAAUGGGCUCUCAGUGCCAUAUUACAAAGACGAUACAGGACACACUGAACCCAAAGUGGAAUUCUAACUGCCAGUUUUUUAUCAAGGACCUAGAGCAGGAUGUGUUGUGUAUCACUGUAUUUGAAAGGGACCAGUUUUCUCCAGAUGAUUUUCUGGGACGAACAGAAAUUCGUGUUGCUGACAUUAAGAAAGACCAAGGAUCUAAGGGACCAGUUACAAAGUGUCUCCUUUUGCAUGAAGUUCCAACUGGUGAAAUUGUUGUUCGAUUGGAUCUGCAGUUGUUCGAUGAACCAUAGAAUGAAUUGCACACAAAAAUAAGCCUGUUUUGUUGCAACGUGCAAUAGGUCAAUAGUCCUCUCAGCAUUUCAUCUUAAUGGGAGUAACUUCAAAAUAGAAUCUUUGUUUUACUAUGAUGUGUUUUUAAUUGGAGUUGCCAUUUUCUAAGAAAAUGUUCGUGUUUUAUAUGUGGGAUUUCAGUUUACAUUUUAGGAUGUGUUUUUUUUUGUCUGAAUUCAAAUAACUGUGACCUCUGCUGUGAUAUGAACAUUUAGAUAAUGUAGACACCACUGCAUUACUAAUUCAUUGUGCAGUUUUAAAGGAAACAAUAAUUUGAUUAUUAAAAACUCAGUAUGCACUGACUAUUAGGAAGUGUAUAUCUUUUACUACACAUGAGGAUAUUUGACCAAAUAUAUUAAAGAUAUGGGCCAAAACAAUGUUUAUAAAGAUAUGGGCCAAACAAAAUAUAAUUUACAUUUAUGAUUUUUUUAUACUGUAAGUUGGCUCUGAAGUCUUCACUUUGCUUUGCUAAAAAUGAAGUCAUAGGAGAACAGAUAGAUCACAUUCCAUAUCCACCACUGGCCAUAGAAACAAUACAAUUCAUUCACUUUAAGGUUUAUUAGUUUGAGAUUUAUGGUUUAUUUAAAACUGAAAUGUGAUGUAGCCUAUACACAAGGAAAUUGCUUUGUGCCCUGAUAACAUAAUAGUUGUGUUUUCCCCCAGUAUCCUUUCUUUUCAUUAUUUGGAUAUGUUUUGGUGAAUUUACAUAAUUUCCACACACAUUUCACACCUUUUUUUUCUUCAAUUUUAUAUGUUCACUUUCAAAGCUACAAAUUUAUACAAUGCCUUUGUUAUAUUGGAAGCAGAAUUCUAAAGAAUUAAUACAAGAAGUUACCAACUGUGGUUUCCUGCUUAACAGAUUAAAAAAAUUCCUCUACCCCCGACAGUAUCUACUUUAUAUCAAAUAUUUACAAACUUAUGAUUCAUAUAUUUCAUUUUUGAGCAUAGUUCACUUUAAUUAAGCAUCAACAAAUCAGUAUGAAAAUGUAAGCAUUUGCUAUGACUAGCGCUUUCUCUGCCCAGAUUAAUUAUAAAAAUAAUACUGCUAGAGACGCUCUUAAAUUGGUACAAUUUAGCAAACUUUUAAGCGUUUGUAUUAUUAUUACGCAAUUACAAGUAAAUGAAUUUGAUACAUAAUGUAGCAUUAAUACUACUGAUGAGGUAAUCUGAAACUCUGGAAACUUCAGGACACUAAAAUGUGUAUGCUUUUUGAUGACAUUUUUUUAUCAUAUGGUUAUUUUUAUGAAAAUACAUUUCUAAUAUAGUUAUUGUUGCCCUUUUCUUUAAGCGAAUAUUAAAGUGUAGUUUUUUGAGAAAAGGAACCGAAACUACCGGAUUUUAUGUUCAUACUGGAGUCGGAUAUCGCCAUGUUUUAUUUUGGUUUAAUUGCCCUAUAAGAUUAAAUGUUUUUAUUGUCAUUAUAAGAUUAUAUUGUCUGUAGUUACAAUUAGUUUGGCAGAGGCAAUAAAACUAAGCCAGGAACAACAACUUACUGCCAAGAAUGGUCAUUUCUUGCUGGAAGAAUAAUGUGAAUGUUACACUGAAAACACUUUAUCGUUGUACUAAUUAAAAGGAAUAUUCUAGUAUAAAACCAAAAUGUGGUUUUGUCAAACUAAUUCCAUUCUGUGUCUUCAUAUGGGUUAAACUCACAGUCAAAGGCACCUACUUGGGUGCAGUGCAGAUUACACAACUGGUGAGCCAUUUAGGAGUUGCAUAUGUACGUAUCCUCAAAUCAUUGGCUGUAUCCUACUCAAGAGCAGGAUAAGGAACAUGCCAGGUGUAUGACUUUGACUAUACCCAAAGUGAAGAAAGUGAAUUUGUUUCCAUAGACAUAUACCAUUUUUGUUUUACACUAGAAUGUACAUUUAAGAAUGCUUUUUAUUAAGGGUACCUUUUUUAUUUAACUAUUAAACAUGAGGGAAUGUAGGGCAAACAGCCUGCACAGUCUGUAAGUUUUCUGGCGUUAUGGUACUCAGUUUUGCCACCGCUGGGUCGGUUUUAAUAAAGGUACGUUUUAGGUACGGCUCGAAAUGCUCUCGGAAAAACUGAUCCUUUAUGUAUAUUGUUUUAAGUAAAUAACCUAUAUUUUAUUUAACAAAGAUAAUAUAAAAUGCAUUGUAUUAUCUGACUUGUGUCUCAUGGAAGAAAAGUUUUAAUAUUAGGCAGCUGGUAUUUUAUAGGACAUUUUUUUCAAGGUUUGCAGUUGUAAUCUUACACACUGAACACUGCAAGUUUGCAGCUAUAUUGUGUUAAUACGGAAAAAUAUAAUCUGUAAACAAGCUAACACGUAUUACAUUUCUCCUUGUUCCUUACUAAAAUUCAUUGUAAUUUUUUUCAGAAAGCCAAUGAACUAUUACACUGCCAUAGAGCUAUUUGUAUUAACCAAUGCACUUUGUUUUAAUUAUUAUUAUUAGUCACCGCUAUUAGUUCUGGUCUUUGUAACAUACCUAUAUGCAAAGUCUCUUUCAUGUUCACUGCCUAAUUAUCCUUUAUAAACUCUGGGCCAUGUUUUGUACUGAUAUCUUAACACUUGCAACACUGGAAGGUUCUGUAAGCCCUUAUAUCAUGUUCCUUUCUAGUACUGAACGUGUUAAUAUUAAAUAAAUAAAAACGGUGUUGUGGCAGGAAAUCUUUGUGAAUACUGAAUCCUGCUAUAGAGUUUGAUUUAAUUUAUUGACAAUAGUAUGUUUUAAUAUGGUACGUAAGCCACUGUGGCAAUGCUAAAUACUUGUAGGUCUUUGCAAGACUGUGUUUUACUAAAUGUUCAGGAUGGUUACAAACCAUUGCACAAAUUGUUUAACAUUUAAUGGGAGAGGGGACGUUGUUAUCGACCACUGUAAUAUAAAUGUAUAUUGAAAUAUUAGGUUUCAAAUACUACAAAGUUUACAUUUCAUACUUAAAUGUUUUAGUGUUUAUUUAUUAGGGACAGUGUUGCAUUUUGCACUUUCCAUGAUUUUUUUUUUCUUCAAUAAGAAAUAUUCAUAACAAACGUGGGCGAGUUAAAGGGAAUUAUUUUAGAUAUAAAGCAUGUUUGCCACUUUCAGGCUAAAAUCUAUAAGAAUUUUUAUGUUUGAUUUAUUGUAAAAGUUGCAGUGCCACUUUCUUGCCCAGAAUGCAGCCAUUGUCCCCAAUUAAACUACUCUAUAUUUUUAUAGAAAUCCACAGAGCUUGAGUGUUUUGGUGUCAGUGUUUUGACCAAUGCUCUGCUCAUUUUAGAAAUAAAAUUGCCCAAUAAUACUACUGAUGCCAAUUGAAUGAACAGUAUUGUAAUAUAGUUUUCCACUUGUUCUUUGUCUUUCCGAGUGAUAUACUGCAGUCCUUGUCCAAACAAGAUAGAUAAAAACUCUUUGGUAGUCACUUAACUAUUACUUUAGAGAAUCAAUUGGAUAGUGUGUGCAUUUGCCCAACAUAUGAUAUACCGCCUGCAGUAAGUUUGCAAGUAAGAUGCACUGCAACUUUAAGGCCCUUGUCUAACUUUCUGACAUAUCAAGACAUUUUAUUGCCUAUUCUGUGGUGUGUAUGAAUUUUAUGUUGUUUUCGUGGGAAAUAAACGUUUAUUAAAUAUAUUAGUGAAA